Kalmanozyma brasiliensis GHG001 is the source of this 5397-nucleotide messenger RNA. Its product is annotated as DEP domain protein. The transcript has 2 exons. NCBI's taxonomy places the organism in Eukaryota, Fungi, Basidiomycota, Ustilaginomycetes, Ustilaginales. The record is from RefSeq and is a predicted model, not a curated record. Gene Ontology annotation, biological process: positive regulation of autophagy; negative regulation of TORC1 signaling; intracellular signal transduction. Gene Ontology annotation, molecular function: GTPase activator activity. Gene Ontology annotation, cellular component: GATOR1 complex. Bases 1 to 5397 code for a protein of 1798 amino acids.
AUGGCAUCGCAACAUCCCUCGAGCAGGGCGACGUCGCUCAGUGUCGACCGCUUCGCCAGCGCCAGCGAUCGUCGUCAUUCCUCCUCGUCAUCCUCCCGCCAUCAGCGUCCACAAAUCAACGACCGCCCUAUCACACUGUGGACGCAUGACCCGCCCAAUUUCUCCCGAAACGAAGUUGUGCUCAAUCCAGAGUACUCGCUGCCCCGCGUCACAGAAUCUGACCUCCUUCAGCUCACUCUUCCUGCGGGCUCGAGACUGCCACACAACAACAUCCCCUUCGGUCCAAAAGAUCGACGGCGCAAGUUCUCCACCAAAGCCACCUUCGUCUUUCGUGCUGCACAGGCGACGGCCGAUGCUGACUUCGUUGCCCGCCAGCCGCAGCUGCAGAUCAGCGUAUCCAAGAACAUCGCCAACAACUAUGGCUUCUACAAUCGUGCGGAAGCUGUUCUCUCGAGAGUGUCCAAGGACGACUACACCAUCGACCACGUCGAGCUCUACUUCCGAGAUCAGUAUGUCGGUCGUGCGGAAAUGUGGAGAGUCUUCCAGAAUCUCGAGGAUACAUGCGUCUACUGUGGACAAAAGGUCACCCUGGCCGGCAGCGUUCGGGCUACCAUCGGUCGCAUCUUUAUCAAGGAGAAGAAGGUCACCAGCGGCUAUGUGUCCGCAUCAACCAAAGCCAUCUUCCGAUCCGAAUCAGCAAAGUACAACCUCUUCAUUCAAUUGGCACGGGAGAUGUGGGAGUUCGACGAAGAUGGAGAGAUCUACUACGAAAAGGCACUCCAGGGCUUCAUUCCGGAGCUGCUCAGGCGAUGGAGAGCAGUACCAACCAACCACAUUCUCACUGUCAUUUUGUUUGCACGAGUGCACUACGACGAGACAGAACUGCAUAUGCUCGAGGGUCCAAUACGUCAGGAUCAGCGAGGUAGGUAUUACAUCGACCAUUACAAGGUCGUGGUCGAUCUUGAGUCCAACUGCAACUGGGAUGCGGUCAUGACGACGCUCAAGGAAGAGUUUUUCCGAUUCCAGCACGACAUAUUGCUCCUGCGUCGGCCCAUCUCAGGCCCAGCCGCAUCUCACGAGGAGCUCCACGCCGAGCUCAUCCGCGAUCGCGUUCACAUGGCAGGACGUCUCUCCUACUCGUACGAGGGCAAUCUGCUGGAAGCCAUCAAUCUUGCCUUGAAUCCGUUCGACGAGCACUACAUCGACCGGGAUCUCAACCGCACAGGUCUGUCCAUGGUCUUUGUCACGGCAGGUACGGGUCACUUUGACGUCGACAAGAAGCUCCUGCGUGUCACAACCGAGCGCAUGAUCGAGAACGGUACCGGCUUGGACUUGGUAUGCCUCACCAAGAUGCCGCUUCAUUCGGUGCCCCUGUUCCACUUCAAAUCUCAUUGGCCGGAUCCAAGCGAGCUCAAGCAGAACGCCGGUAACAGCCGUACUCAACGUCGACCUGCUCCUGGUGCAGGGCCAGGGAUGACUGUGCACCGACCCGGUCAGCCUCCUCUGCUAUCACGUCACUCCUCGUCACGCCUGACUGCAGCGACCUUGGCUGCAGCGAACCCUCCAGACCCGCUGUACUUCGAUUCCAAGAAGCCAGUGGAGGACGAGGAAGACUUCUACUCUAUGCCGCACUGGAUUGACUGCUCGUUCUACAAUCUGCAGCAGGACAAGCCUUUCCGUGCCGACCGUUUCGUACCUCGUUGCAAGAUGUACGAAGUGCAAAUGAUGGGCAUUAUGGAGAACCAAAUCUCGGACAUCGCCAUCCCUUACCUCGACCUCAAGCAAGCGAAUAAGUCUUCGUCGGUUCAGUCUUCAUUCUACUUGCCACGGUAUAUCGGUCCCGUUAGCUCAGGGUUCCAGUCGGAACCACGAAACAGCGAGCUCUCGGAUCUGGCGCUAGGCGGACUCUCGCCGAAGCAGCAGAGGCGAAUCGCACGAGAGCGCUUCGAUGGUGACGUCUUCAAAGACGUUCCGCCCGCGAUCAAGCCACGUUCUGCGAAGCUACUCGCGUCCGGCGCAAGUGUGAAUGUUGACAGUCCUGCCGGUAGCGAGAUUCACAGGCCCGGUCUGCGCCGCAAUCCAAGCUCGGGAUACGGAGGCGCACCAACGACGAACGCCAACUCCGCUGCAUCCUCGAUCUCGCCUGGUAAAGCAGUCACUAGCAGGCCAACACCCGGUCUGCCCACGCGGACGUCCAAGCUGGGUCGUGAAGCCUUGUUCCGUGACGAAGAGUCGGAACGAGAUGGUUCGGCAACAACAUCACCGGACAAGGGCCGCUUCACGGUGCUCGAAGAAUCGCAUACAAGACCUCCGCUGGCGAGACCCGUCUCGCAGAUUGUUACUUCGUUCAGCAGACCACAAUCGCGGCCUGGAUCCAUUCGAUCGGUCAACACCUUCUCGCGAGGUUUCUUGCCGCUGGAACCGAUCGGCAAGGCCAAAGCUCUGGUCGCCUCGACUGAUGCGGUCUUGUCCGCGACUUCGCACGUGUUUGACGAAGAGGAGGAUGCAGACGGCGGGACAAGCAAGCGAAGCGAAGCCGAUGACAGUGUCAGCUCGCUCAAAUCUCCUGUGCAGUAUAAGCCGAAAGGCUACAGCUGGCUGUGGAAGACGUUGACCGGCUCGACGCCGUCACAAGCCACGAGCUCCGAACAUGUUGCGGUCAGCAGCCAUGAAGACGGAGGCAAGGACUUCUCGACGCCUGCCACACGUAGUAUGCAAGAGGUGCUGAGCGCUCAACUGCGUCAGCAGGCCGGCGGAUCGAGCAAAGGCAGAAGCCCGGCACGGAGGCCGCCUCUGUCCAGCGCCAUGGGUCGCUCAACAUCGCUGCUUUCUGUCCACGAGGCGUCCAGUCCCGCUCCCAUCAAAAUCCCUGCGCAACAGACACCACGGACACGACAGGAGCAGGAAGCGGAGGAAAAGAUCCUCCGCGAUCAGGACGCGUACGAGCAGCAGCUGGAAGAAGAGGAAGCUCGCCAGCGCUACGCACAACGAGCGCAGGUCGAAAAGCAGACCCUGGUCAAUCCGUCCAAUCCGAGCAAGAAUCUCAAGAACAAAACAUCGCAGCUGCUUCGAUGGCAGCACCUGUUCCCGAGACGACUGAACCACCACGCUGUCAAGUGGCGGUCGAUGACUACGCCAGCAUGUCUGCCAUUGACCACGCUGUAUCUGCCGACGGAGAGCGAUCUGGCGGCCAUGUGGAGCGAGCAUCCUCACACGACGUCGAUCUCGGCAGAAACCGCCUCAUUCCUGCUUAAGAAGUCGAGCUCCACGCACCCGGCCCUCGCAGUCCUUCGCGAGAUGGCCUAUCACCGUCUGGCUCAGGGUUAUCAAUUCAUCGUCCCAGCAAGCAAGCAGACGCGCGCUGUGUCGAGUCGCAAGCUCAUUGAUCCGAAGCACUUCACGCUGCGAUGGCCGUCCGAACUCCUCCAGCCUGGCAAUCUAGCGACGGGCAACCCGAUCUUCCUCAGCGUCACGAAUCAGAUUCACCGCAUCUCCUACGACAGGUCCACGUCAGCGAUCAAUGUCAAGAGAUACGUUCGCAACACGGACUACUCGACUGAUCCGGUUGAUUAUCAGUGCUGUAUCUGGCCACGACACUUGCCCGGCUAUCAGACGGUCACGGCGCGGUUCAAUUAUCCGGAUUCGUCUACCUACAAUUGGACCUACCUGGACUCGCUGAUCGCCGGAUACGUCGACGAGAAAUUUGUCGAGUCCCUGCGGUAUUGGCGAACGCGAUUCGUCUUGGUGCCCUCUGAGGGCUCGCCGCCGCCGAUGAAAGCGCCGACGGGUGAAGAUUUGGACGACGAAGAGAUUCGCCUCAUUGGAACGGACAAGCUGGCGGACCUCUUCCACCGUGCUCGCUUUGUGCGCAGCAAAGAGGAGCGUGAUCAGAUCCACGUUCAGCGAUUCUUGCCCACCUCGCUCGAUCCUGCCAUGUCACUGCAGGACGAAGACUUCAUGAAGCAGCUCGCUGAAGAGAAUGCUAAGCAGCGUGCGCAGUCGGCGUCCAAGAAGCGCCUGCACAAAACACUCGCUGGUCGUGCGAUCGACGCGGUGGCAAAGGAUAUGCGAUCCGGCGGGCUCGUCAUCAAUGACAGGAUCUGGCACAGGAUGCUGUACUCGGACACGUUCACGGGAGCCGAUAUGGUCUCAUGGAUGUGCAGCGAGUAUGCAGAUGUGCGGGCAAGGGAGGACGCCGUGGAAUGGGGCAUCAAAUUGAUGGAAGAGGGAUUGUUUGAGCACGUGCACAAGGUACACGGCUUCUUGGACGGACACUACUUCUACAGGCUCAAGAAAAAUCCGAUCAGGCCCUUGGUCCAUUCGAGCAGCACCCAGUCCGGGCUGAACUCGGGCGAGGGCAAGAGGCUUCCUUCGAGCGAGGUGACCAGCAGCAGCGGUGGAGAGAGGGGCUCAAACGCAGGCGCAGCCACAUCUUCGAGGGCUUCUGCAGGCGGACAUUCGCGCAGCUCAUCUGUGCACCAUCCUCAUCCGCCCUCUUUGACGAUGUCUUCCGGCGCAGCGGGCGGCAAUUCCUCCAAGAGGAAGAAGAAAGUGCAGCUGUCGCGAAGCAUCGUCAUCGAUGUUGAUUCCGGUCGUCGCUCGGAUCGCGCCGAAGUAGCGUUCCUCCACCACGACAUCGCACACAAUCCCGCCAAUGGCUUCAACUUCCAGAUCCACUGGCUCUCCACGUCGGCACGCUUCAUCGAAGACACGGUGCAAAUGUGGACCCGCACACUCGAGCGCUACGGUCUGCGCCUCAUCGAGGCCCCCAUCGGCCAGAUCAAGGACGUCUCGCUGCACAACCCGUUCCAAGCGCCCAUGCAGAUCGAGAUGGCCCUUCCCCCACCCAGCCCGGAGAUGUACAGUGCGCGCCUACCGCGGGGCACACUGGGCGAGCUGUGGUUCGAAUACGCCCUCCUACGCAAAUUUGGCUUCGUGCUCGACCAAGAGGCCAGCACCCGCUAUCCACGCGAUGUCGAGCUCACCUACAGCAGCCGACCGAACGAGUUCGAGUACAGCCAGUUCGUCCAUCGCUCCGGCGUAGCAUUCGUGCAGGUGCUGGGCGGACUGGAUGGGUUCCUUUGGCUCAACAACCGGCUGUUCAACAGUCAUGCGCAUGGGAGCGGCAGGCAGCACGCUAAGCAGGAGGGACCAGACGCGGACAAGUUGCGGCUGGAACUGACGCGGUUUUGCGCGGACAGGGAAGAGCUGGAGCGGUUCUACAGGUCCACCUUGGCGCAGUUGCUGCAGGUCGAGCGCGAGGGUCUGGUGGACGAGUACGUCCGCGGCGCGUUCCAGGAGGACGAGGGAAGGAGGAAGGGUAAAAGCAGACAAGGGAGCAGUCAUUCCAACGUGAGCGACGGAAGGAGCUUUCAGGGCAUGGCUCACAUUCAGUGA